AUGCUAGCGCAGUAUUUGAGCUGAUGAUUUGCAACGAAUUAACUGCGUAUCUGACAGCAGUGGAAGGAACCGCAGGAGCUGCUGCAUCACACCUUUCUCGAGGUCUGGCGAGGCGAGUAAUGCAGAGUGUAUUCGUUCACGAGACAAAGAAGUUAUUGCGGGGGUAUUUCUACGGAAUCUUUGGAUAUCUCUGUCAUUGUAAAGGAUUACCGUCCAGCGGUGCUUGUAAUAUCUAAAGGGAAACCCCGCUUACUUUUUAUAUGGCAAAGUUUCUCGCCGAGCUGUUGGGAUGUACACUGCCGGAAAAGGGCACUUCUCCCAUGUUCGAGUCUCGGAGUCAGCCCCAUAUAGGAUUGAGACACGCCACCAAGCAGAGGCCCACCAUCUUUGGGACAUUGACAAAUGAGAAACCCACAUGUGACCACAAAAGGGACAAGAUGCCUCAAACUCCGCCAUUUCCCACUGUGUUUGGCACCAGCGGUUACAACAGGAAUCUCUACCAGACGGCGGAGGAGAGCUACUCCGGCCUGUAUUACCAUGAGAACAACCUCGUGUCAGGGUCUCUGGAAGCUCUCAUUCAGCACUUAGUCCCCAACAUGGACUACUACCCUGACAGGACGUACAUCUUCACCUUCCUGCUGAGCUCCAGGGUGUUCAUUCACCCUCACGAGCUGAUGUCUAAGGUCUGCUACCUGUGUGUGGAGCACCAGAGACUCAGCGACCCCCAAGCUGAUAAGAUGAGGAUCCGAAAGAUGGCGCCGAAGAUCCUGCAGCUGCUGUCGGAGUGGACGGAGACCUUCCCGUACGACUUCCGGGACGAGCGCAUGAUGCGCAGCCUGAAGGAGCUCACGCAGCGAUUGGCCAGCGGGGAUGAGCUUUACCGCAAGGCUGUCCAGCAGAUGUCCCAGACCCUGAUCCGUAAGCUGACCACCCUGAGCCAAUACGAGGAGGCGCUGGCCAAAAUCAACGCCACGGCGACCGACAGGCUGACUGUCCUGAAGACCAAACCGCAGUCCAUCCAGAGGGACAUCCUGACCAUCUGCAAUGACCCCUUCACCCUCUCCCAGCAGCUCACCCACAUCGAACUUGAAAGACUGAGCUACAUUGGGCCUGAGGAGUUUAUUCAAGCCUUUGCUCAGAAGGACCCACUGGACAAUGAUAAGAGUUGCUUCAGCGACCACAAGAAGGCCAGCAACCUGGAGGCGUACGUGGCUUGGUUCAACAGGCUCAGCUACCUGGUUGCCACGGAGAUCUGCAUGCCGGUUAAGAAGAAGCAGAGAGCGCGGGUCAUCGAGUUCUUCAUCGAUGUGGCGCGGGAGUGCUUCAACAUCGGCAACUUCAACUCCCUCAUGGCCAUUAUCUCCGGGAUGAACAUGAGUCCGGUGUCCCGACUGAAGAAGACCUGGGCCAAGGUCAAAACGGCCAAAUUCGACAUUCUGGAGCACCAAAUGGAUCCUUCCAGCAAUUUCUACAACUACAGGACAGCACUACGAGGGGCGACCCAGAGGUCCAUAACGGCCCACAGCAGCAGAGAGAAGAUCGUCAUACCGUUCUUCAGCUUGUUAAUCAAGGACAUCUACUUCCUCAACGAGGGAUGUGCCAACCGGUUGCCGAAUGGCCAGGUGAAUUUUGAAAAAUUCUGGGAAAUGGCCAAGCAGGUGAGCGAGUUCAUGACCUGGAAGAAGGUGGAGUGUCCCUUUGAGAGAGACCGCAAGAUCCUUCACUACCUACUGACCGCGCCCGUCUUCAGUGAGGAUGCCUUGUAUCUGGCGUCCUACGAGAGCGAAGGUCCUGAGAACAACAUGGAGAAGGACAGAUGGAAGUCUCUGAGGUCUACUCUGCUAAGUAGAGUAUGAAGAGAAGAAGGUAAACGCUACAGUCGGCCCUUCAGAAGAUGGGUCCCUGCUCGACUCAGCUGUGACCGAACAAAGUGAAAAGUAUCCCCGUUUGGAGGGGAACGACAAUCUUUACAUUUCCAGCGAGGACCUCGCCAUUUAAUUAAUUUAGCCCGUCAGGGGUUUUCCUCUCCGCACGGGGCAUUUCGGGACCGAUUUUUCAUCUCUUUGUAAGAAUUUGUAGUCUUUUUUUCUAAAGGAAACACUAUAGCUGUCAAAGAGAAUGGCCCCAGAAGAUUCUUUUUGUUUUUUCUUUCUUCAGUCGAAGGACAUUUGCGAACAGUCCAGGCAGCAGGAGGGGACCCGGAUUCUCUUGCCACAGAAUGGUCUGACAUUUUCAAAAAGUACGAUCGCUUCACGAAACAUUGGAGUUUUGCUGCUGGUUGGCUAACUGGAACGGUUCCAAAGCUGCUCUCUUUAAGACCAGCAUUAUGCUUACUGUGACGGCAGUAGCGUCUAUUUCUUAGCUGGAGCAUUAAUAAUUUCAGUCCAUAAGCUAACGUUAUUUGUAGUUUUUGUUAUCAUGUACGUUCCUUUUUUGUGUGUGUAAAUACAAGUAUUGUGUCAUUGUUUCCCAACAUGGCAACCUGUUUUUUUUUUUUAGAAUGAAAUAUUCUCUCAGGCAGGAAGGCGCUAAAUGUGCUGAGUGCAUUUAGGAAUUACUGAUGUCAUUUUCUGUGCUGUGCUUUUGUAAUACACUAAAACAGGAAUGCAUCCCACCCAGCCUUCCCUCCCCUGCUUAUCUCCAGAGCAUUAGCCGCGAGCAUAAAUGGCGUCUAAGUGUGGAGAUACCACGUCUAUGUUCUCAAUUAUCGGUGUCAUUUGGGCUCGACAUUAGUCGCGUAAGCUAAGUAUAGCGUUGGAGUGCUGGUUGCUUCUAGCACUUAAGAUAGCCCACUUUUGUCUGAGAAGAGGGUUUUUUCUGAAUAACAGAGCCCCGCCCCUCUGAUUCAUAAUGCAGAUGUGUAAUGAGGUGAUAUAAGGCUUGUUACAGCAGAGAGGCUUUGUAAAGGCCAUAGGGUUUCGGGGCUAACUGUGGCUGUCAAUCACCAGUAUUUAUCAACCAAACAAAAACAGCUCAAUUGAUUUAAGUCCAUGAGUCACUGAUGGUACGUGAUAGCUCCUCCCACUUUUGGGUUAAGACUCAGUGUUAAGACUUAGAUCUCUGGUCAUUUCACCAGGUGGGUACUGAAAAUUAAAGCUAUUUAAGCAAGUUGAAAUUGUGAAAAGGAUUCACGAUUAAACUUUGCAUUUGUUUUAACCCUGUUUGUGCAGGAUUGGGUAAGCCCCUGUUAAAGUGUGUGUGUACUUUUUUUCCCCCGCCACAUUGUCCAAAAAGUAUUUAUGUUCCCUAAAAUUAUUUGUCCUAUCAUAUUUCUUAUAUAAUGUACUGAUAUUUACUGUUAUUUUAUUAUGUUUUCCCUAUUUAAUUUUGUAUUAGAUACAUAACAUAUGUUGGUCUGUUAUUGCCCUAACUAAUUUUCUAUUAAAAUCUGUGAGCGAAAACAUUGUUUCCAGGAUGCUCGGACAUGAAAUGAAGUUAUAUUUAUUGACUGAUGUCCAGCUUGCCUUGUCAUUUUUUUUUUUUUUAAAUCUCAAGUGCUAUUGUGUUUAACUGUAAAUAAUUUAUACUUUUUCUGUGCAUAUCGGUAUGUAUUUUGACUUUCCGAAUGACUUAGAGGAAGUGUUUAUACCUGAAAUAGUUGUGUAAGAUGAAAAAGAUGACUAAAUAAAAGAAAGUUGCCAGCAUUUCGGUGAA
This is a messenger RNA of Anguilla rostrata (American eel), 3654 nucleotides long. It is a transcript of the gene rasgef1ba, whose product is annotated as RasGEF domain family, member 1Ba. Gene Ontology annotation, biological process: Ras protein signal transduction; positive regulation of GTPase activity. The record is from RefSeq and is a predicted model, not a curated record. The transcript is spliced from 16 exons. Gene Ontology annotation, cellular component: plasma membrane. Gene Ontology annotation, molecular function: guanyl-nucleotide exchange factor activity. Bases 261 to 1856 code for a protein of 531 amino acids. Lineage: Eukaryota; Metazoa; Chordata; Actinopteri; Anguilliformes; Anguillidae.